Pomacea canaliculata is the source of this 3301-nucleotide messenger RNA. Its product is annotated as carbonic anhydrase 13-like. The record is from RefSeq and is a predicted model, not a curated record. Gene Ontology annotation, molecular function: zinc ion binding; carbonate dehydratase activity. Lineage: Eukaryota; Metazoa; Mollusca; Gastropoda; Architaenioglossa; Ampullariidae.
GACUUGCACACAUCCACCAGUAUUUUCUCAGCCACAGGAUGGUCUCCGCCAGGCGGCCGACCCCACAGCAAGGGGAAGCCUGAAGGUCAGAGGCUGGAGGUCAGAGGAAGGCGUGGCCUCGGUGUUUGCCACUACAACCUCCUGCACCCACUGUGUCGGGACGGCGCGCUCGCUCUCACACCGGCCACGCUCUCUCUCCUCUCUCCACUCUACUCUCCACUCUAGUGCCUUCCACUCACCCAGUCAGCAUGGACAGCAAUACCUGGCUGCUAGCUGUCGGGACACUUUUCGUCGCCUACACAGGUGCUGUCAGUGCUGCUUCCUGGUCAUAUUCAGGAGAUAAAGGUCCACAGUACUGGCACGAACUGUUCCCACAAGCAUGUUCUGGAAAAUACCAGUCACCUAUUGACAUCCGUCCUGAGGAGACUAUUUACAACCCUGAACUUCGAGACUUUGCAAUCUGGUUUGAUCCCCCCAAACCCGACUCCAGGAUGACAGUCCUUAACAAUGGGCACACAGUGCAAGUGGUCACUAGCGGAGAAUUCUAUGUUGCAAAUGGUGGGCUUCCUUAUUUGUACAAGACAGUACAAUUCCACUUCCACUGGGGACACGAGAAACACCACGGCUCUGAGCACUUCAUUGAUGGAAAAGCCUACCCUCUGGAGCUGCAUAUUGUGAACUACAACACAGAUUUGUAUGAAGAUAUUGCCCAUGCUGUGAGCGAAAAACAAGGCUUAGCUGUUCUGGGUGUUUUAUUUGAGAUCACGGAGGAUGACAAUCCCAUUCUGCAGCCUCUUGUCGAUGUUAUGGAACAGAUUCAUGAUCCAGAUAAUGAGAUGCAAGUAGAGUUCAAGCCCAUCAGUCUUCGCAGCCUUCUACCAAAGGACAUCUCUCGCUACUUCCGUUACAAUGUCCUUACAACACCUGGGUGUUUCGAAAGUGUCAUCUGGACUGUAUUUGAACAGCCACAGACCAUAUCACACAAACAGAUGAAGGCAUUCCGUGAGAUGCUUCAAAACAGUCCCAGCCAUGGGCAUCACAAACGUUCAGUUUCUAAUGGCAGAAUUCUCACCCGUUCACAGCGGCAACGCGAGCAAAAAGCAUUGGCAGUGCUGGAUGAGCUAGGCAUAGCAAGCGAUUCCAAGCUGCAAGAACGGUUCCGUCGUGAACUGACUGAAAAGAAAAUACUUGCAGAGAUCACCAUCGAUGAAGAGAAUGCCAAGAACAUUCAUCACAAAACCAUGGACCAUGUGCAUGAUGCUCAAGCAGAUGCAGAUGAUGAUGAUGAUGCUGAUCAUGAUGAUGAAAAUAAUGCUGGCGAGGAAAAGGAAGGUGAACUGGAGGGUGGUCAUCACAAGGAGAAAAGUGAACUGGAGACGGAGUUUAUACGUGAACAACUCGUGAACAACUUCCGACCAGUUCAGCCACUUAAUGACCGAAUUGUGCAGCGCAGUUUCAUGCUUCGUACAUCACAGCAGUCAGAUGAGGACAAUAUGAAUGAAGAACUCCACGCCAGGUUGAAAUUUUAUGAGUCAACAAGGGGAGGUGCUUCUAGCAGCGUUAUUAAAAGUCACCUCGUUCUCCUAGCUUGCCUGUUCUUCUUCUUGAUCUGAUCACACAUGACCAUGGAUCUAGGCACUAGAAACCAGGAUUCGCUAGUUACUGACAGUCCCACAGACUAACAUUUCAAAUGAUAUUACUUCACUAUUGGGUAUUACUGAAAUGAAAGAAUAAGAGCUGGAGAUCUGAGUGAAAAUGGACAGCCAAGACAAAAUGGAUGUUACGUCUUAUGGUCAAGGAACUUCAACAAGAUUCAGCUCAGCUUUGAAAGAAGCAACAACAGAUAUAUAUAUUAUAUAGAAAUGUGCCCAUGGAGUUGUGAAAACAACAUCAAUAAUAAUAAUUCAUUCUCAUUCAUGGCUCUCUACUUCAAUUGAAAGUCUAAGCAGGAGACACCACCAUAUAAACAGUAAGGUAAAGAUGAAAAUCUCAAAAUACACUUAAAUACAAGCCAUGCAAAGAAAAUAAAGGAGGGAACGUGUCCACUGAUUAUGUAAAGUGUGGAAUGAUAGGCAUCAAAAGUUUGCCUUUUAUGAUUCCACUAACCCAGUUAAUGGCUGUUGACAUUUAAUGAUACAAGUGUGAGAUGUCUGACCAGGCUAUUAUUUUGUCUACACUAUUCUGCAAAAUUUUUAAGGCAAAUAAAUGCAGAUCUUUCCAACCGAUCAAUACUUUGCACUACUAUUUGUGAUACAAUGUAAUCAGAUAUAAAAAGAUAUUAAAUGUAACUGUAAAUUGCCUCAAGAUUUAUGCCAUCUUGUAUAUUACAAAUGUUCCUGAUAAUUAUUGCGUAGAUUUAGAAAUGUCUAAUCAAGAAUGAACAAAAGGAAGAAAGAUGGCAAUGUAUCACAGUAACUUGCAUAUAUAUAUAUUCUUAAUACUUCCAUUUACAUGGAUUUAUUAUUCAGCAUCUUGUUCAUGAAAACUCAAAGAGUAUAAUCUUUGGGAGCAGCAAUAACCUGUAAAUGUUCUCAGUGACUUAGAAAAACUGAAAAACAUUAUGUUCACCAAUAUGAUUGAUUAUUGAAACAAAGACAGCAAAGUUUCAGAACACAUGACCGCACAAAACGUGCAUGCACACACACACACACACACAAAAUACACACAUAUUUCAGACCAUUCUUGAAAUUUGAUGAUUUUAGGAUGAGAUGAUAAAACUACUAGUAAUAAUGUCAAGAGUAUUAAGAUGAUUUAUUUGCUAUAAUUCUCUCCUUCCAUGCAGUUUUAAACUCGGUCCACAAAGAAAGACUUGUAUUCAUGUUAUAAAUAAAUCCAUAAAUACCUUGUUCUAAUCUUCUUUCAUUUUUAACUUUAAAAUUUUUAACUAUUAGUCUUUAAAUCAGGCAAACGUUUUGUGGCAUGGACAUGAGGUAGACUACAUGCACCCAAAAUAAUAUAAGCAUGACACUGCAAAGACUGUGAAAAUUCAAUGCUGGCCUUAUUACAGAGAUGCCUAAUGAUAAUUUGGUUGCUGUGAAUCUUUACCAUAUUUGUGAAAUUUUGUUUCCUGCUGAACACAUUGGAUAAUCAGUUGUUUAUUAUAUUGUUGCUAACAUUUUAGUUUGUAAGAUAUGAGUGGUGAUAAUGAAUUUCACACAUCACAUUGCGGUAUGGUUGUAGUUAAUAACUUGUUACAGCCCUGUGUUGUGGUAAAUGACAUAUCUACUCUGUACAAAUGUUUACCACAAAAUUGUUAUUUAUUGUCUUGUGUAAUCAAUGGAUGUAAAAUGUAUUGACUGAC